CGACAUCAACCACGCGAAGUCCAAAGAACGAUCUCGUCAGAAUCCUUCUGAAACACCAGGAUUUUUCUCUCGCAAGUACCCUCCGUUAAAAAUGAACGAGAUCCGGAUUCUGGCUCUCCUUCCAUCCAAAAACAGAAAUGCACCGCUACAGGGACGAUUCGAAAUUCACGACCUCGGCAAUGAAAACGAGACCAGUAGCAAGGCUGACCAGAUUGGGUACGAGGCAGUGUUUUACACCAAGACCACCUCUCCUAUGGGAUUCAUAGUCAUAGAGUCUAAUAUUUUCCUCAUCCCUUUGCAUUUGCAACGCGCCCUUUUCCAGUUGCGCCAUACGCAUAAAGAGAGGAGGCUGUGGGCAGAUGCUAUUUGCAUCAAGCUGCCUGACCUUCUAGAACUAACUACACAGAUCCUAUUGUUCCCCCGGAUCUGCAAAGGUGCUACAAAGGCUAUUACGUGGAUAGGCGAA
Bipolaris sorokiniana ND90Pr is the source of this 466-nucleotide messenger RNA. RefSeq lists its product as uncharacterized. The transcript has a single exon. The annotation marks the transcript as partial. NCBI's taxonomy places the organism in Eukaryota, Fungi, Ascomycota, Dothideomycetes, Pleosporales, Pleosporaceae. The record is from RefSeq and is a predicted model, not a curated record.